CAACUGCGCCAGCAUGCCGCGGUGCCUCAUGGCCAAGAAAUGGAAGGCCUAUCCGUGGCCGGAUCGCGUCGAGGACCCGCAGGAGGAGCAGGCCGAUCCCACGGGUCUCGUGCAGGAACACACGCAGGAGAACCAUGAGAUUCAGACGAGUGCCUCCUUGGAGAAGAGGCAGCACAGGCAUGAACCGGAGGACGAGGAGAUCGACGUCGUCGGGGACACCGACAGCAGACAGGUCGACCAUCAGCAGACCUGUUGGGGACCUCACAGUCCUACCGCAGGUGCAACUGCACCCAGUCCGCCACCGCUCAACGCCUCCGGUGCUCUCUACUAUCAUGGUUACACGCACGAGUCAUGGAUCAACCACGAGGAGCCACCGAAGUACGCGACCCUGCGCUCGGCAGCGGAGCUGGCCCAGCCGGUGGUACCGUCGCCGCCCCCGCCAGCUGCGCCCCAAGAGUUGCCAGCGGUGGUGAACAGUUCCAGCCUACACCAGCAACACCAAGCCCCGACGACGACGCCCUCGUCCUCCGCGUCGUUGACCCUGCCGCCCAGGAAGAGCCUGUCCAUGUGCUUUACCAGCACGGGCACGGCGCUCUCUCUACCGCCCAAGAAGAAGGACAUCUAUCGGCCUUACAGCCUCCAGCCGACCUCGGAGAUCCGUACAGCAGCCGAAGAGGACUUGUCGGCAGCCCAGGCGAUCCUCGACCUCAGCGCGUCCCCAGCUGCGCCCACGCACUCGGUGUUCAUUCACACUUUGUCACCGCCGCCGCCGCCGCCUCAGCAAACAGCCCCGAGCGUCGCGGCGGCUAGUCAGCUGCAGUCGGCGCAGCUGCAAUCGGUGCCUACCGCCCAGCCCAUACCUGUAUCUGUGUUGGUCCCCGUGCCCAGCUCCCAGAAUAGUCAGUUGCGACAACAGGAGCAGUCCCAGCAACCCCAAUCGCCGGCCACUGCCGAGGCCAACGCGAACAACGCCAGCGGCAGGGACGGCGCCAACGGCAGCACGAAGACGGUCGCCUACACGUACGAGGCGUUCUUCGUGUCCGAUGGCCGGUCGAAGCGUCGCAGCAGCAGCACGAACGGCGCCGCGGUGCCCGAGAAGGAGGCCACCCAGCCCGACAGGCCCAAGUUCACCUGCACCGAGUGCGGCAAGCAGUAUGCCACCUCGUCGAACCUGUCCAGACACAAGCAAACGCACCGCAGCCUCGACUCUCAAUCGGCGAAGAAGUGCAUCCACUGCGGGAAGGCGUACGUCAGCAUGCCCGCCCUGGCGAUGCACGUGCUCACCCACAAACUAGCCCACAGUUGCGGGGUCUGCGGCAAGAUGUUCUCGCGGCCUUGGCUGCUCCAAGGUCACCUGAGGAGCCACACGGGCGAGAAGCCUUACGGCUGCGCGCACUGCGGCAAAGCGUUCGCCGAUCGCUCGAAUCUGCGCGCCCACAUGCAGACCCACUCGGCCGACAAGAACUACGAGUGCUCCCGUUGCCACAAGACCUUCGCGCUCAAGUCCUACCUGAACAAGCACCUGGAGUCCGCCUGUCUGCGCGACGACGAGACGCCUCAGCAGCAACCAGUCGCUGUUGUCGCCAACAACGCGACGCCCCACCAGCAGUCAGGAAACCGCGAUUUGUAGCAGCGCUUCGACGACGCGAAGACGACGACCAGGCGUCCCGACGCCCUCGCCGAGAUGAUUAGGGAGAGCUAGCGGUCGUUCCCGGCGACGCCAGGCUAACCGGGGACGGGACGGGAUUUGGCGAUGGUGGAUGAUGCGAAAACUGAGAGGGAAAGGGAGAGAAAAAAAGGUUUGCAGUAGGUUUUAAGUAGAAAAGUGCCAGUAGAGAAUGGGAGUAGGUAGAGAGGUGUUAACCGGUAAGAUAAGACAAAUGGUAGACGAGGAACGACGAUGAGAAGAGAGAGAGAGAGAGAGAGAGAGAGAGAGAGAGAGAGAGAGAGGAGGAGGUAUCGGUUUCUUAAAUAAUGUCUAACAUUAAUAAAAACGUCCAGUAAUGUUUAAGUCUUACAAAAGAUUAAAAAAAAAAUUGACGACGAAGAUGAUGAACAAAAUACGCAAAACGAGAGUGUAACGAGAACAAAAAAAAAAAUAA
Molecule: messenger RNA, 2102 nt
Organism: Hylaeus anthracinus
Lineage: Eukaryota; Metazoa; Arthropoda; Insecta; Hymenoptera; Colletidae
Gene: scrt
Product: protein snail
Exons: 3
Coding region: 14-1630 (538 amino acids)
Biological process (GO): regulation of transcription by RNA polymerase II
Molecular function (GO): RNA polymerase II cis-regulatory region sequence-specific DNA binding; DNA-binding transcription factor activity
Source: RefSeq, a predicted model, not a curated record